UGGAUGGCAGAGACUGAAUGGUGUUCAAAGCCUGUACCAGAGACUGCACCUGAUAUCACCAAGAAAGCCAGUCUUUCCUCAUAGGCUGCAUACUCUAAACAGAGGAAAGGCAAACAGCAUUACUCAUCUGAAGAAGGAGGCAAAACUUGUGCUUUAAAAGAAAAAGAAACAAAUGCUGAUGUUAGCGCUCAGAAAUAUCUAUAUUCUUCAGAACACUUCCCCAGUCUCCACUUCCCCAAAAACACACCCUUUCCCUGCAGUUUAUAAAGCCCUUGUGGCACACGGUGCUGUGUUCACAAAGAUUUGGCAGCUCCUUGUGCUUACAUCCCAUCAGCAUGAAAGUAUCCCUUGGACUCAGCUUCCUCCUGGCUUUCAUGGACCCAGGGACAUGCCUUCAGUGUGAGGUUUGUCACAGCAUAGGAAGAAGCUGCUCUGGCCCCAUGAAAACCUGCACUGGUGGUGAAGAUACCUGUGGCAUCAUUCUGCACGAGGUCCUAAUAGGGGGAAUGGCAAUCCCUACAUCCAUCAAGUCCUGCAUGCAAUCCAACAUGUGCAACCAUGGCCCUGUCACCAUGAACUAUGGGAAGGUAAAAGCAAAGAGCCACAUAGCUUGCUGCACGGGUGAUGACUGUCGAACCAUCUCUGUCUCAUUGCCACCAGAUGACAACGUGCCCAACGGGUACCAGUGUCCUGCCUGCUACAGCAUGGACUCCUUUCAGUGCAGUCACGAAAUCGUAAACUGCACUGGAUCUGAAACCCAAUGUGUUGACCUUGCUGGGUUAAUGAAUUCUGCUGGACUGACUGUGAAAGCUGCCAUGAAGGGUUGUACCACCGUUUCCGAAUGCACUAUGGCAGGAGAUGGAAAAAACAGUGUGGGGAUGAUGGACAUAAAGCUGAAGCGGCUCCAAUGCAGACCAGCUACUUCUAUGGACAGAGUGGUUUUUGCUCUUGCCCCUCAACACACCGUCUUCCUCCCUCUCCUAUCAGGAUUCAUCCUGGAGAAGGUACUUUUCUGACUCUCGCUAGUGCUGUGUUGAGCAAAACCCAUGACAAACUCCAUCAGUGGUUUCUAUCUCAGUCCUGUUCGCUGUAGCUUCUCCGUGUGGCGAGUUUGUUUUCAGAUUAGCUCUGCUUUCAUGUUUUCACAGAAUAAAGACAGUACUUGCA
Messenger RNA from Neopelma chrysocephalum (saffron-crested tyrant-manakin), 1167 nucleotides. RefSeq names its product phospholipase A2 inhibitor and LY6/PLAUR domain containing (gene PINLYP). Lineage: Eukaryota; Metazoa; Chordata; Aves; Passeriformes; Pipridae. Gene Ontology annotation, molecular function: phospholipase inhibitor activity. The transcript is spliced from 6 exons. Bases 336 to 1016 code for a protein of 226 amino acids. Gene Ontology annotation, cellular component: extracellular region. The record is from RefSeq and is a predicted model, not a curated record.